UUUAAAAGUGGCCGUUUCAAUUAGAAAUAGAAUUUUUCAACAAAUUAAUGAUUGCAAAUUAUAAGUGAGCAUAAGAGUAUGCCAAUAGUUCUUGGAAUAAAUGAAUGAAUCCGAGAAGAAUACAAUUCAGCCCACCCACUUGUUAAGUUACAAGUUACAAACAAACUCGGGAAUGCGGAAUUCAUCAUCCGUCCAGUGCAUUUGGACCGGCGCAGGCCUUGAGAAUCGGGCUCCAUACCCACUGGACCAUGAACUUCCGGCCCAUUACCCCCCUCAUAUUGUACGUACUCCCCUUCUGGUCCCUCAUAACCUGCCCGAUGUACCCGCCGCCGCCGCCGGUGCCGUACAACCCCUCGCACAGAUCCCCAAUCUCCGUCGGCGCCGUAGGGUCGUCUCCGGCGUACCACGCGUUCACCAGUGGGUUCGAUGAAAGCUCCGCCAGCUCGUGCGCUAUCACGCUGAUCAUCCCGUCCACACCCACGUCCCCGUUCGGAGCGGUCAACGCGGCCGGCCCGGCGGCCCCCAUGUACCCGGGUACGGAAAACGGGUAGGCGCAAACUUCGGGGCACUGCUUGCCGGAGUUCCCGAUCCAAGCGUAGGGCAGAGUGUAUCCCACCUUGGAAGCGAAGGUGAAGUAAUGGAAUCCGCAAACCGCCCUGCAGAAAUCCUGCACAGUGACGUCGACGGAGGUGAGGACAAGGUAGAUCCCGUUUUUGUGGUCGAUCGAGAAGGGCUUGGAUCGGACCGCCUCUGCAAUGACGUCCUGAAUGGAGAGACGGGUGAGGUGGUGGCCCUGGGAGUAGCGGUGGUCGGAGUACUCGUCGGCGAUGCGGACGGAGCGGGAUAUGUUUGCACCGGUCUGGUCGGCGUAGAGAGUGACGGUGGCCCACCACUCGGAGACGGAGGGGGAGGGGGGGUUGAAGGCGGAGAUGGAGCGGAGGAAGUCUUUGAUGAUGAGCUGCUGGGAGGGGGCCCAGCUUCCGUACCAGACAAGAUAGAUGUUAAUCGGAGAUGAAAGGACUGGGCCCAUGUGGUACCGGAGGUUGACGAGGUCCGAGGAACCCUCGUACUUGUUGGACACCGUGAAUGCUCGGAGCGGAAGCUUUGGAUUUGAAAUCCCAUCCGCUAGUGGGAGAGCUUGAAUGGUGGUGCCGCUUGAAGCGUGGGCAGAGGUGGACAGGAUCGGAUAGGCCGACACAGCUAAGAAGAAGGAGAAGAAGAAGAAGGACGCUGCAAUGUUACUGGUGGUCAUAACGCCGCCGCCUGCACGAUGCGAAAGAGGUGAAAGGUGGUGGUUUGGGGUGAGAGCAGUGGUUGGUGGGUAUAUAAGGUGGCAGCUGGGAUCGAUGAUAUAUCCGUCGUGGGGACUCGGCUGGCUCCAGCUAUAUAAUUAAACCAUUUUCUCUUCCAAUCCAAACAGCUCUGUGAACUAACUUGAGGGUUGAAAUCAUAUGUGCGUGCAUUCAUUGGGAUGAAAAUAUCCUAUUUCUACUAUUCACCCUCAACAUUGAAAUAAUGAAAUUUUGAAAAAUUCUUUGCAUUAUA
Cuscuta europaea is the source of this 1545-nucleotide messenger RNA. Lineage: Eukaryota; Viridiplantae; Streptophyta; Magnoliopsida; Solanales; Convolvulaceae. The record is from the annotation of a GenBank genome assembly.